Emericellopsis atlantica is the source of this 2520-nucleotide messenger RNA. RefSeq names its product fungal-specific transcription factor domain-containing protein. The record is from RefSeq and is a predicted model, not a curated record. The coding region runs from base 221 to 2344 and encodes 707 amino acids. Gene Ontology annotation, molecular function: DNA binding; DNA-binding transcription factor activity, RNA polymerase II-specific; zinc ion binding. Lineage: Eukaryota; Fungi; Ascomycota; Sordariomycetes; Hypocreales; Bionectriaceae. The transcript is spliced from 3 exons. Gene Ontology annotation, biological process: DNA-templated transcription; regulation of DNA-templated transcription.
ACCGAGUUGAACUUGGAGAGGUGGGGGCGGGGCAGACUUUGACUACACCAAUCAUCGGCCACCUGCCAACGACUCUCUGCUCCUUCCACCAGUUGGAUUCUCAUUACUUCCGCUUCCAGCCUUCCGUGAGUUUACUUUAGACACCUGACGUUCCACGACUGGCGCCCCGGUGCUCACGUGAGCCGUUGCUCGCCAGGCUCCAGGCUCCAGGCUCCAGCAAAUGUCCUCUCUCGAACCACAAGCAGUUCCCGAGAGGCUGCCCGUGAAUCCACGACGACGCAAGGUGGCGGCUGGCGACCGAAAACGAGUCCCCGUCGCAUGCAACCACUGCAACUCGCGCCGCAAGAAAUGCUCCGGGCAACGGCCAUGUCGACUGUGCCAGUCGGCUGGCAGGGAAUGCGUGUACCCCUCCCAGCGAGAGAGUUCCUCAGGCACUGUGGCCGCUGAGCUGGAGCAGCUUCGCCAACGGUGCGCUGCCCUCGAAGUCGCCCUCGCCGACGCCACAUCCACCAGUGAGGACAGGCAGCCUCUGCUCUCCCACCACAGUCAUGUACGACUCGGCACACCGCCGCCUGUCGUCAGCGAGGCUGCCCCUGCCGCGGCAUGUGCCGGCACCCCCAGCACGCCGCCCGAUGCCACCGAGGGUCGCAUGCUGCAUGAUCCGGAUGGCACCGUCCGGUUUCUGGGCGAGACCUCGGGGGCCACAUUCCUGGACUACCUCAAGGAGUUCAUGACGUCCCUCUUCCCCCUGGCCCCCGAAGAGCCCUGGGCCGCAAGCCCGGACUGGGCGUCCCUCCCCGACACGGGCGUCCGCUUUAUCUGGUCUGUUGGUCGGUACCAGACGCACGACUCCCGUCCCCUGAGCGAGCCCGAGGUCGAUCCCAUGUGGCUCCCCACCCGCACCGAGAUGAUCUUGCUGCUCGCCGAGCUCCGCUACGCCAUCCAGGACGGCAACGGCGACUUCCCCUCGGGCGGCAUAUACUGGUGGGGAGACCUCGAGACCCUCCCGGUGCCUGGCCCGGGGGAGUCUGGCCUGCACAGCAACGAGCAGCUGGCCCUGUACCAGGCCGCCUUUGCCAUGGCCUGCCAGACCCGCACGGCCUCGCUUCGCGGCGCCGAUGCACGCAAGGCGGCCGAGGCGCACUCCCAACGGGCGAGGAUGCUACUGGGGAACCCGCUCAAGAUGCCCCGGAACCCUGCCGUGCGCAUGUCUACCCUAGCCCUCAUGGCCUUUUACCUCAUCGAAGUCAACCGGCGCGACGCGGCCUACGCAUGCGUGAGCAUGGCCAUCCACAUCGCCGUCACCCACGGCUUCCUGCGCGGAUGGGUCGACGAGCCCGGAAAGCGGUUAUGCUGGACACUGUACAUUCUUGACCGCUGGCUCAGCUGCCUCAUGGGACGGCCGCCCACCAUACACGACGAUGCCGUCCGGAUGGCGUUGCCGGUCGAAGUCGCAUCUCUCCCCCCAGCAGCAGGCCUCAUUGCACAUGUUGAACUGGCGCGAAUCUCGGGCUACAUUGUGUGCAACACGUACAGGGUUGCGCCUUGGCGCGGUGCGUCGACACAGAACAAGGCGCCGCAGCACUGCGUCGAUGAGGCCGCACAAAUGCUGCAGUCCUGGCAGGACAGCCUGCCUCUGCCGCUGCGGAUGGAUUCUGUGAGCUUCAACAGGGACCCGGCCGUGUGCAUCCUGCAAAUGUCCUUCCACCAACUGGUGGUUCUGACCGCGCGGCCUAUCUUCUUCAUCGCCGUCAAGAAGGCCGUGGCGGAGCGCUGCAUCCAGCCCGGUGGCAUCCCCUGGAGCCCCGAGGGCCACCCACGCCGGCACCACAUCGAGGCCGGGCUCGCCUCGGCUGGCUGGAACCUGCGCAUCGCGCGGUGGCUCGUCCAGCUGGAUGCAUCUAGGCGCUUUGCCCACGCAGAGCUACACUACGUCUUCAACGCGGCCAUUAUCCGCGUGCUCGAAGACUUGGCCCGUGAAUCCCUGCCCGUUCCGGAUCCUGACGUCACCUUCGCCCUCGAGCUUCUCAAGUCGGAUGCCGAAUCCGGGAGCAGCUAUUCCCGGGACUGCUGGGUGGUUCUCACGGGCCUCGCGGGGCUGGUGCAGGCGUUUAAUGCCAUGGGCCGCGCCCGGCAAUCCUUGUCUGACCAGAUGGGUCUGUUUCCGGGAGAGCAGAGCGGCGCAGCGUUCGACGGGAUGCAUCAUCCGGCAGGCUCGGGAUCUGUGACCGUUCAGGACGACCUACAGCUGUUCCAACUCAGUCAAGGGGACACUCUAUACCGCGAGUUGGUCGGCUGGAUGGAAAUGGAUGACUAUUCGCUAUAUCAUAACUUUGAUACAUGAAGGCGUCGUAUGCCAGUUCGUAAUCAUGGGUGUACGAGCUACUGCUGGUGCGAGUCUGACGACCGCCCUGAUUAUGGGCCAAGGCACGCUCGACCGCCAAAAACAUUGAGCACUGAUCCAAAAAAACAUACAACAGCCGGUAUUCGCUGGUCGUCACCGACCCAACUACUAAUCAG